AGUAGUAACAAAGUGUUCUUACGCAAACAAUUUUAUAAUUGUUCGGAUUUUUCUUUAAGUGUAGUAGAAGCUGGGAAAGUUAAAACAUAAACAUUUGGUCAAAAGCAACGUUGCCUUCGAGACCGCAGCUUCCUUGUGUGACCGGAAAAAGCAUCAUUUCCGCUUUCAGAAGCGCCAAAAGGAAAACAAAACGUUGGUCCAGGUCGCACUGACUGAAAAUAUGCAGAUUAUGACAUGGUUGAAGAAUCGCAACAUAAUUAGAGUUUGUACCAAGUCUUCAGUCAAAAUGGAAUUGGUCAAGUGUUGCAUGUGAGUGAAAAUUAGCACUUGAAGAUGAGCAAGUGGGGUGACCGUCUGAAGAAGGUUGAGCAGCUUGCUCAGUCUUUCCAGCUGCAUCCUCUGACAACACCCUACAAACCCCGACUGUGGCCAUGCCAGCCAUCCUCCAUCUGGAAACUAUUCCCUCGUCAAAGUUUGGCUAUUGGCUUCGCUCAGAGCUGCAAAGAAGUUGUACAUGUUUUUGCACUUGAAAAAGAAAAGGCUCCUCAGGGUCAGCGGAUCUACCUGGUAACAAGUUACAGUGAGCUAUGGCAUUACUACAGGACUUACACUCAGUCCUUGAUGCACUGUUAUGAGGUGAUCCCACAGGGUGCUGUCUGCAAACUUUACUUUGACUUGGAGUUUCACAAACCUUCAAACAAAGGAUUGGAUGGGAAAUCUAUGGUUUCUAUGCUUAUCCAGUACGUCUGUGACAAGCUAAUGGAGGUUUAUGGGAUUGAAUGCUCCGCAAAAAAUGUCCUUAACCUCGACUCCAGCACAGAGGAGAAAUUCAGUCGACAUCUCAUCUUCAUCCUUCAAAAUGCUGCUUUUAAAGACAACAUACAUGUUGGAAGGUUCAUCCAUGCAAUUCUUCAGCCUAUCCUGAACAAGGCUAAAAGUGGAAGCCAUCUGGAUAAAGGGAGGAAUUCACUGGCAGAAAGCAAUGAAACAAGUGGGACACAUGUUGAUGCUGAGAGAAAGCCAGCAAUAGCAGACAUGAAGGCCGAGAGCCCACAGACGAAAAGGCGCAAGCAGGAAGAGAGAGACCUCAGCUUCCUUCUGGUGAAAAACAAAGAUGGCCAGGACAGUUUUUUUGUUGAUCUUGGUGUCUACACCAAGAACAGAAAUUUCCGGCUGUACAAAUCAUCAAAAGUGGGGAAAAACGCUGCGUUUACUGUGUCAGAGGACAACGAGUUUAUUGCCAAACCCAAGAAGGGAAUUUCUGCAGAGGAAAGUGUUUUUCUGGCUUCCUUAGUGUGUAGUGUGAGCUUCACAGGUCAGAAAAUUCUUACAUGGGACAUCCCGGAAACAAGUGGGCCUAAAAGUUCAGCACCUCAUUGUCCGCAGGAAUCUUCUUCACAUCCAGGGACAUUUUCUGGAUGCCAAUCAUCCCCUUACCAAGAAGUGGACAACUUUGUGUUAACCUUGGUUAGAAAGGAUGGGAUUCAAGGAAGCAUCAGGAGAUGGAACUACUUUGCCUCAGACCAACUUCUUGUCUAUGACAUUGCCAAAUACCGCUGGUGUGAGAAUGCCAGGAGGUUUCAUAAAAGCAACAACAUCAUGAUCGUUGUGGAUUUAAAAGAGGAAGUUUGGUGCCAGAAGUGUCAUGAUCCUGACUGCAGAAACUUCAGGUCCUCAAGUUACCCACUUCCACCAGAGAUCAGUGUCAGCUACAUCCUGACGUUGGAUGACGAGGAUCAGGCUUACUUAAUGGAUGAUGCUGGUAACUUUGAACCCAGCCAGGCACAAAACCAGGCCCCACAGAGCAGCACAUGUCCAGUUGAGCAGAGUCCUGGUGAGUGGGGAGAUGAACGGGACGACCAGGUUUAUUUAGAGAGUCUGAACAACUAUGAACAAAACAGCGAAGAGAUCUCGGACCAGCUUCUCUUUACGUGUGUUGCAGACUUCGAUUCCCAGUAGAAAUGAGGAAGCCAUUUCCCAAUGUCUCCUGUGUGUAGCCAUCCAUCCUUGUCGAGCGCUUCCGCUGUUUUCUCUGGGUCUUUCAAGUAUCCCUUGAAUACAUUUGGUCCUUUGACACACACCUAGAGCAACAAAGGUUUCAAACA
This is a messenger RNA of Melanotaenia boesemani (Boeseman's rainbowfish), 2105 nucleotides long. RefSeq names its product primase and polymerase (DNA-directed) (gene primpol). The record is from RefSeq and is a predicted model, not a curated record. Gene Ontology annotation, cellular component: nucleus; mitochondrial matrix. Gene Ontology annotation, biological process: error-prone translesion synthesis; response to UV; mitochondrial DNA replication. Gene Ontology annotation, molecular function: DNA-directed DNA polymerase activity; chromatin binding. The coding region runs from base 334 to 1959 and encodes 541 amino acids. NCBI's taxonomy places the organism in Eukaryota, Metazoa, Chordata, Actinopteri, Atheriniformes, Melanotaeniidae. The transcript is spliced from 15 exons.